Messenger RNA from Hibiscus syriacus, 573 nucleotides. RefSeq lists its product as uncharacterized. Bases 54 to 554 code for a protein of 166 amino acids. The record is from RefSeq and is a predicted model, not a curated record. The transcript has a single exon. NCBI's taxonomy places the organism in Eukaryota, Viridiplantae, Streptophyta, Magnoliopsida, Malvales, Malvaceae.
CAUUCAAAUAUUGAAUCUUUUUUUUCUCCCUUCUCUUUUUUAGGAACGAAGUCAUGGCAGACUGGCAUGGAGAUUUCAAUGAAGAAGAAAUGUGGUCUUAUAAUGGGGAAGAGGAAGAUUCAAGCCCCUCACCGAGGAAACCUAGGGACUACUCCUCGAGUUCUUCCUCUGCAUGGCGGCUCCAAAGCGCACCAAGAAGGAUCCCAAGGGUUAGCAACGGCAGCAGCUUAUCAGCAAAGCAUGAAACCAAGAUUGCUAAGCAAUCAUCGGCUCCAUUGAACAUCCCUGAUUGGUCCAAGGUAUAUGGCAAGCAUGGAAACGUGGAUUCGUCAUCAAGGAAAGGGACAUGGGUUGAUGAUAAUGGCGAUGAUGGUAUGUUUUAUGUCGAAGAUGAUGAUGAUAUGGUUCCUCCACAUGAAUGGCUAGAUAAGAAGCUUGCGAGGAGUCAGAUUUCUUCAUUCUCGGUUUGUGAAGGAAUUGGAAGGACGCUUAAAGGCAGGGACCUCAGCAAAGUAAGGAAUGCAGUUUUGACAAAAACAGGUUUCCUCGAGUAGGAAUAAAUGUCUCACCAUU